Diatraea saccharalis (sugarcane borer) is the source of this 2733-nucleotide messenger RNA. The record is from the annotation of a GenBank genome assembly. NCBI's taxonomy places the organism in Eukaryota, Metazoa, Arthropoda, Insecta, Lepidoptera, Crambidae.
CCUUUUGUAUUGUGACGUUUCCAAAGUUUGACUCAAGUAAAGCUUUGCUUUUUUCACAGCUUUUUAUUAUUUAAACCUGUGAUUAAAACACACUAUUUAUUUAGCUAAAACUUAAAAUUUGAGUAUAAAUGGACAAUUAUUAUUAAUAGUAUGGUGAUUAUGGAUAAAAGUGAGAGUGUUGGCACACUAGAAGAGCAGGCGCUCAAAAGAAAAGAAAGACUUAAAAAUCUGAAACGCAAGAAUCCUAGUAAUGAAAACGCUAUUUCUGAUUCAAAUGAAGCAGUAAUUCUGCCAAAACCAAGAUUCCGAAGUUAUAAACCCCAAGAUGAGCAAUUGCAGGAGGCGAAACUGGAGGAAGCACAGCCUACUCUUGUUGAGGAUGAAGUAAAAGAUUUACUUGAAGCUAGUAAAGAAAAGGUAGUAUUGCAGGAUUUAGAUAUAUCUAGUUUAGCCCCAAGAAAACCAGACUGGGAUCUCAAAAGAGAUGUGGCAAAGAAACUUGAAAAAUUAGAACGGAGAACACAAAAGGCUAUUGCUGAGCUAAUCUGGGAAAGAUUGAAGCAUGGAGGAGAAGACAACUUAGGAGCAAUGGUAACAAUGUCUGAAAAUAGACCUGCUGAUGAUGAUUAAUGAUAUAGUUUAAACAUAAAAGUAACACUAGUUGGACAAUUGAUUAUAUAGUAUUAGUUUGAUGUUGACAAAUAGACAUUCAUACAUGUAUAAGUAUAUGCACAUCUAUACAUAUAUGUUUUUCAUACAAAAAAUUUAACCUAACAAAGUCUAAAUGCAUAUGUGUGAAAUGAUUGAUAAUUAUUAUUUCCAAAUUCUAAUCUUAAUACCACAAACUUUGUUAAUAUCAACAUUGGAAGUUUUCUUAAUGAAAAAUUAACAAUGGUCCUCCUGAAUAAUUAGUGUUUAUUAAAUAAAAUGAAUUUAGUAUAUAAUUGUUUAGAAGUAAUUUUGUAAGAAAUUAUAUGGCAGAAUUAGAAAGCAGUUAGAAUUAGUGACUUUUGUAAAUUUACUCAAUACAAUAAAACUCAAAAAAUUGUUAAUAUGUAUUUAAUAUCACAGUUUAUUAAUUUAUCAAAAGUGUACAUUUAAUGAUACACAAUCAGUCUGUCAAUGGAUGAAGAGUUAAAAAAUAUUGCUAUAAAUACAAACAUUAUAGUACACACAUUUUGUGCAUCACAUUGAUUUUCAAUAAAUUAUCUAUAAAAUAUUUAUAUGUUUUACCUAAUGUAAUGUAUUGGCUAACCAGUGCUGGACUAAGGGGGGGGGCAGUCCGCCCCAGGCCUCUUAUCCUUGGGGGCCUCCAAAUGGCUGAAAGUUCCCUUGAUCAAAUCAUAAAUGGGGGUUGUAUUGCCUUAUCUUUCUUAGUUUCGUAGUUUUAGUAGGCGUCUCAGCAGGGGAUGCAGUGUAAACACAAAAUCAAGUUUCUGCAUCAGUUGUAAAAAGUUGUAGGUAAGGACCUAAUGCCGCCCCAGGCCCCCGACAGGGUUAGUCCGCCACUGUGGCUAAUAACUAUGAUAUUUUUAAAAUAUAUAAACAGCAUUGCUAAGUAACACACUUGAUUACAUUAAUUUAUUCUAUUUUGUUGAAACAGACUAUAUACAUGUAAUAAGCAUGCUUACGCUAUUGUAUAAAAAGAUCUUUCCAUGGUAGAUUUUAUAUGACAUUGGAAUGCCACUAUUGACUAUAUACCAAACAACAUAUUUCUUUAAUAUUUCCUCUUAAAUCUACCAAAUUUUCAAAAAAAUUGAAGUGAUUUAACCUAUAAAUAUUUGUAACUAACUAGUUUGUACCAUAGAUGGCAGAUUUAAGUUCUUAUCGAAAAUGCUGUUAAUAAUAUUAUAGUACAUAGCAGCAUACACAGCAGCCAUAAAUUAAUGAAUUUAUUUGAACAAAAAAAUUAAUUAUCAAUUUUUGAAUGGGUUAAGUGAGACAUCAUCAGGUCUUUAAAAUCCCAAUACAGGGUUAUAGAUAGGCCUUUUCUGUGGAUGGAAUAUAAAAAUAGGGUAAACUGGCCAUAAACCCACCAAACUGUCUUAGUGCGAGUUGGGAACCUAUAGCUUAACAUACUUUCCAAAGUAAGAAAGUUGAGCACCUUCUUAUGUGUAUUUAUAGAGAUCUUUUACAUGUAUUAAUUUCACAAUAAUUUGCUAAGCUUAAGUUUUUUUACUAUAUUAUCACAUCUGGACAAAUUAUAUUCUUUGUAGUUUUAAACAGAAAUUUAAAUUACAAUUGAUACAUAUAAACAAUCUCAAUGAUCGUAACCUUCAUGAGAAAUCUAACAACAGUACAGUACCAUAGGUUUUUUGUAUUAUAGGUUUUAAUGGAUAAAUUGUGGUGCUACAUUGUACACAGAAACAUUUACUUAAUACUGCAAAAAAAAACCAACAGUUUACAGCUGGGAAUAGUUCUAUGAAGUCCAUGCCUCUUACUAUGCAUUAAUAUAAUUAUAGUACAAAAAUGAUGCAGGACUAUGUACAGUCAACAGUGGGUCAGAUAAUACAAAUUUCUCCACAUAAUUUUAAACAUUAAUGUUUUAAAGGUAGAAUUUAAAAAGAACUAGAGAAAUUUGACAUAUUGUGGUAACCUGGUAUGCACCCAUGUGUAUUGUACCACCAUGUUGUAUGAACUAUGCAUACUGUAAAAUUUCUCUUAUUUUUAUAGAUUGUACCAAGUAAUUAGCUAAAGACCAUAUAUACAGCUUGUUGAAUAAACAUUCAUUAC